GUGGAUUAAAGCCGCCUAUUUCGUUUAUGAUCAUGACCAUGGUGAAAUCAGUCGUAAAGAAGGGACGGAAAAGAUUGACUCACCAAGAGGAUCCGAAAAUUAGGGAUGGUGUUGUUAAACUUAGAGAGAAACUAACAAGCAGACAAAAACAAAGGCUUAAGAAGCGUCUACUAAAAUCCGAUGAACUUGUUGAAAAUAGAACGCCUCAAAAGGUACUUUUUGUUGAUGACCUUCUCUCUAUUAGGUUUUCGAGUCACCUGACAGUCUGCCUGCGACUCAAAGUGGAUUUUUUGAAAAUGAUGGUGACGAACUUAUGGUUGACGAUUUUGGACGUCUAUCGGAUUUGGAAGAUGAAGACAUUAAGACAAACGCGGAUUUUGUAGAACCUGUAGAUGAAAAAGAAGAUAUGAUAACCAACCUCACUUCCGAAGAUGCAGUUGAAAAGUCUGUAAUGGAUUCCAGUACAUUAGACCAACGCAUUCGGAACUGGCUUUAUAUUCUCUCCGAUUUCAAAAACAGAGCACCUGCAGACCUCAGUAGGAGUUUGUGUGUUCGAACUCUAAUAAGUGACUUAUGUUCUCGUUAUUCGUACAAUCAGUUCCUUAUGGUGAAACUUCUUGAUUUGUUUCCCAAAGAGGUAAUAAAUAAUCGAAGUCAAAUUCAGUCGCAGAUUGUUGAGGUUUUAGAAGCUAAUGAAGUCGACAGGCCAGUGACCAUUCGCACAAAUACAUUAAAGACACGUCGCAGGGAAUUAGCUCAAGCUUUAAUAAAUCGCGGUGUAAACCUUGAUCCUUUGGAACCGUGGAGCAAAGUUGGACUUGUUGUUUAUUCAUCACAAGUACCAUUAGGAGCAACACCAGAAUAUCUUGCCGGUCAUUAUAUACUUCAGGGGGCUAGUUCUAUGCUUCCUGUAAUGGCCUUGUCUCCUCAGUUAGGCGAGCGUAUCUUGGAUUUGUGUGCUGCGCCUGGUGGGAAAACAACUUACAUUGCACAACUCAUGAAAAAUACCGGCACCAUUUUUGCAAAUGAAAUAAACCCCAAUAGAGCCAAAGCGCUGCUUGGAAAUUGUCAUCGUAUGGGUGUGACAAAUACUGUCAUCUGCACAGAAAAUGGGCGGAAAUUUCCAAAUAUUAUGUCGAACUUCGACCGAGUCCUCGUAGACGCACCGUGUUCUGGAACUGGUAUCAUUGCCAAAGAUCCUUCUGUGAAAACCACCAAGAGUAAUGACGAAAUUCAAAAGUGUGUGGAAUUGCAGAAAAGGUUACUUGUAGCUGCUAUUGAUUCCUGCAAAGUUGGAGGUUACGUAGUCUAUUCCACAUGCUCCAUAUUGGUAGAGGAGAAUGAGAAUGUUGUAAACUUUGCGUUAAGACGAAGAAAGGUACGUCUAGAGGAAACGAAACUGUUUGGGGAAAAGGGUUUCACUGCAUUCAAAGGCUAUCAGUUCCAUCCACAUAUGACACGCGUUCGACGUUUUUAUCCACACAAGCACAAUGUCGAUGGAUUUUUCGUGGCGAAGAUGAAGAAAUUAGCGGCGGCUACUAAGGAGAAAGAAGUUUCUUAAGACUGGAUAUAUCUAGAUAAAGCACCAGAUUUACCAAGCCUUCACUCAUGUUUGUGAAUUAAAAAGUUAACCUAACUUCAGUCCUUACUUCUUGAGAACUCAGCGCACGACGGUCUUCAGGCGUUUUUUAUAGUGUGAGCAGAUUUCUGGUCGUAACAAUAUGAUUCUAAAAUACUUGAUAUCAGAAACCCAGAUGACUAGCCUUAUGUACUUCUUUCUCAUGUACCCAAUUUGAUAAUGAGUCAUGCCGUGUAGUUUGCACUUCCUUC
This is a messenger RNA of Schistosoma spindalis, 1830 nucleotides long. Lineage: Eukaryota; Metazoa; Platyhelminthes; Trematoda; Strigeidida; Schistosomatidae. The record is from the annotation of a GenBank genome assembly.